CUGCGCGUUUACGAACCUUUGACGACACAAAACACACUUCCUACGAUGCAGCUCACCAUGCUCUUUCUCGCGGGCCUCAGCGCCGUUAGCGUCUCGGCCGUUCCUUCAAUGGGCGCCUCUUGGGUGCCCAACCAGGUCACCGUGAAGGAGGAAUACAAGGUGCCUGGCGACAACCCGCUGUACUUCUGCGCCGACCCGGCAGACUACAUUCUGCAGAUCGAGAAGGUCGACCUCGACCCCAACCCACCCAAGCCAGGCGAGAAGUUGAGCAUCAAGGCAUCUGGUGAUUUCAAGGAGCAGGUUGGCGAGGGGAGCAAGAUGCACCUGCAAGUCAAGUACGGCUUGAUUACCCUGAUCAACCAGGAGCGUGAUGCGUGCGACACUAUCGAGCAGGCGGAUCUCAAGUGUCCGCUCAAGAAGGGCGAGUUGAGUCUGACCAAGGACGUUAAUCUGCCCAGGGAGAUUCCUCCGGGCACAUACACUGUUCUUGCGGAUGUGUACACUGAGGACGGCGACAAGAUCACUUGCUUGACUGCCAAGAUUGCUUUCCAUCGGUAAUUGCCUCGACAGCUCUCCUCGACUUCCACCUAAGGCAUCGCUCCAGCAACAGCAACAGCAACAGCAACAGCAACGACAACGACAACAGCAAUAGUGCAGGCGACAGUUCGGUCGACGGCUCUGGUAUUCUGAGUUUCGGAAAUGUAAAAGUUGGCCAGCGCAAGUUUGAGAUGUCUGGACCUGCUGCUGGGCUCGUGCAGCAGAGAAUGCAAGAACGCUUGCGGCAGCGCAACGAGUUGUAGGAUGGUCGAAGGGCUAGUCUCUUUUCUGAAUGCACGAUACCAUGCGACGGUUCGUUUAAUUGGUUUCUCUGGUUACGCACGUGGCGUAAUGUAUAUACGACAGAGGCAAUGCAUACUUCACGACAUACAA
Messenger RNA from Macroventuria anomochaeta, 930 nucleotides. RefSeq lists its product as uncharacterized. Gene Ontology annotation, molecular function: sterol binding. Gene Ontology annotation, biological process: intracellular sterol transport. Bases 46 to 558 code for a protein of 170 amino acids. The transcript has 3 exons. The record is from RefSeq and is a predicted model, not a curated record. NCBI's taxonomy places the organism in Eukaryota, Fungi, Ascomycota, Dothideomycetes, Pleosporales, Didymellaceae.